CACGGACACUAUUCAACCUGCAUACCGCACACAUACACCAACCUGCAACGCUAUGCAGGUCCCCCUGUCACCCAAAGCCUUCAUAUCCAGAUGUCCCUCUAACCUUGGCAAGAAAUCCUCUGCAUCCGCUACUGCAACGCCGGGUGUGACGACUCCUGCGCACCGACGUCUUUCCCCUCCCCUCCAAAGGCAUUGCCCACAGGAUGCCACCCUAGAUCGACAGGGUUGAUGUCGACUGCGCACUGGUGCGAAAUCGCCCAAUGGUCACUUCUACUGAGGCCUGCAGUUCUUCGCAUCCGCGCCUCAACUUGAGCCUCGUUAUCGCCGUUAGGGAAUGCCACAGGUCACGACCGUCCUCGUGCUGUUCCAAUCGAAUUGCUCUAUCCAGUCUGCAACCGAGACUUAAAUAUUCAACGCCAACCCCGCAGCGUCUCUCAAUUUGAGGGCAGCAGCCAGAGACCCGGCGCCGGCUUUCAGAGGGUGACUUGGGGACGACCGUUGUUAAACAGCAUACCGCAGGCCCCUGGACCUCAAUGGUUAGGGUUUUGAUACCCGGACUCCUGCGAUCAUGUUUGGAGUAAGUUGGGCUUCCGUCGGUGCCGGAGGAGAUGGCCUUCUUGACAGAGAACGGAAUCCGCCGCCAAAGCCUAUUCCGCUGGAGUUCCCGAGCUAUGUCCCUUCACGUUGUAACAGCCCACUGACCCGGCAACACAUCAAGAAUGUCUGUAGAGAGCUCGCUUCGAUUCGCAAACUACCCGACAUACGCGACUCUCAUCUUGCCCAUCUCAACAUCCAACUGCUCCAAGAUGUCCCACUUGCGGAGAUGGUGCCCAACAAGCAAUUCGAGUCACGUCCUCUCCUGUACGACAAUGAUCUGACAGCUAUGCUUGAGGAACUGGAGGUCGGUAAUGAAGAUGCCUAUCGAGAAGUCCUCAGACUGGCACCUCUUGAAGGGAGGAAGAAACCCCGUCUGGCAUACUCAAGAAACUUUUUUGCCAGUCUGGAGGACAUGAGUCGGUACUGGGACUAUAGCAAAGAUAAUUACUACGAGGUUGAAUCUAGUGUCGCGGAAGACCCCGUCCAGGGCACCGAGCACAAGAUUGAUGAUGUCGGGAAUUCGCUCAGUAACACACUUGAUGUUGAGAUGCAGGAUUCCGUCGAGAAUUCUCUAAACCCAGAGCAAGAGCUUGGGCAAGUGGCGAAUCAGAGCCAUUCCUCUGCCAGUCCGGUGCCUAUGGCCACCGUCGAGAUCCCUAGCCGCCCAAAGAUGAAAGAGGUAUACAAGGGACAACGGCUUGGUAACGGCGAGCAGAUGAGCCCCGGUACCCGAGUUUCGGCAGUGAGGAACCUUUUGAAAAUGGCUGUUCACAAGUUUAACUGCCGGGAUUACGACGUGAGCCCGAGAGACAAGUUGAGGAUUAACAACAUCAAUAUCCCCGCGGUAUCCUAUAAUUUUUGCGUUGCAAAAUUGCCGGCUGAUACGAAGCUAUUGAGGGCAAGGAUGGUGGAAGGACCGGUGAUGGCAGUUCACUGCAGGCACGAGGUAAGGUUCAAGUCGAGGGACGGGCUUCUGAGUCCGACGAGUGAUUUUGUGGGCGAGAAGUUUGAUCUGUUCCGCGAAAUUGGCGGUAUGUUGAUGCUCGCAAAGCAAAGAGCCAGAGAAUCCCAGACACUAUCCAAAGAACCGGGCGAGCACCAGUGGUGGGCGAUUAAGAGCCGAUGGGGUGGCGGCGAGACGAGAUGGGGGCAGCUUGCCAGCGAAGUAUUUGAGGAUGAAGAUCCAAGCUGGAGCCCGGACGAAAGGCGCUUGCAACUUGGAAAGCGGGAGAAAGAGGAAGAGGAACGAAGGAAUGCAGAGGCAGCCACUGCGGCUGACUUGAAAAAUCUCAAACCAGAAGAUCUAAUCGCUGGUCCGUCCUCGCCGAGCGAGAGGCCGAAAAAGAAGAAGAAAAGUGGUGAAGCGGGUGGGUCGCCGAAAGACAAGGUUGAGUAUAAAGACGGGAGGCGACUGAUGUAUGUCCCGCCCUUGCGGCGGAAGUGGUACCAAGAGUGGAUGAAGGUCCGCCCAAAUGGCCCUUGGUGGGAUGAGAAGUUGAUCUAUCGGAGUAUCGGUAAGCAAAGUCGAAAUGAAGGGCCGGUGGGCUGGGACGACAUCUUCAUGAUAUCAGCCGCAAACCAUCACGCCUGCAUUUUGAAGAUGAGCGUGCAUGAGAACUACCUGGACUGGCUGGAGACUGGCGGCGAGGGAAGACCACCGUCCGAGUCGCAGGAGACUGCAACCAAGGAGGACGUGGAUCAGCAGCAAGAACAUAUCCUCUACGUCAGCAGGAGCCCGUGGCUGGAUCUGUUUGAGGUCGAGCAAAGAAAGGAAUUGCUUGUCGGAAUCUGGAGGAUCCUGAGCUGGAUCAACCGACAGGAGGUGCCACGUGAAGAGAUCGAGAAGAUGGAAAGGCUUAAGGGGCCACAGCAACAACCAGGGGAAGAUCACAGCGGCGACCACCAGAUGGAGAUCUGAUUUCGCAGAGAUGAAUGGGAGAGAUGUCUAGAAGGCUAGCAUUGACCAGGUCAGAGGACCGGGAACUAGGCCGACGGUGUCCAGCAGUGGAUAGAGAGUUCAUUCCAAUCUUUCUAUGAUAUUAUCAUUGUGGUGAG
Molecule: messenger RNA, 2652 nt
Organism: Cladophialophora immunda
Lineage: Eukaryota; Fungi; Ascomycota; Eurotiomycetes; Chaetothyriales; Herpotrichiellaceae
Exons: 2
Coding region: 569-2515 (648 amino acids)
Source: RefSeq, a predicted model, not a curated record